Messenger RNA from Xenopus laevis (African clawed frog), 2761 nucleotides. It is a transcript of the gene elovl1.S, whose product is annotated as ELOVL fatty acid elongase 1 S homeolog. NCBI's taxonomy places the organism in Eukaryota, Metazoa, Chordata, Amphibia, Anura, Pipidae. Gene Ontology annotation, molecular function: fatty acid elongase activity. Gene Ontology annotation, cellular component: membrane; endoplasmic reticulum; endoplasmic reticulum membrane. Bases 142 to 1014 code for a protein of 290 amino acids. The record is from RefSeq and is a predicted model, not a curated record. The transcript is spliced from 8 exons. Gene Ontology annotation, biological process: sphingolipid biosynthetic process; fatty acid biosynthetic process; unsaturated fatty acid biosynthetic process.
UGGGCAGAACCAAACGCCCAUCAUUUCCCGUAGCAGCAUUUUAGAAUGUGACAGUGGGAGCUGUAGUUCGUGAGAACAUUCAUUCAGUUUAGCGGCCGGGGAGAGAGGCCGGAUAUCGAGAGGUUGUGAGUAACUGUUAAAAUGGAAGCCGUACUCUCAGAAUGGGUGCAGAAAUACCACGACUUUAUGAAAGGAGCAGAUCCCAGGAUAUAUGAUUACCCAUUGAUGCAGUCACCAUUCCUUCCUGGUGCCAUUCUCCUGAGUUAUGUCUACUUCGUUCUUUCUCUUGGCCCACGUAUUAUGGCAAAUCGGAAGCCUUUUGACCUAAAGCCACUAAUGGUUGUUUAUAAUUUUAGCCUUGUGGCACUUUCAGCUUUUAUUGUUUAUGAGUUCCUCAUGUCCGGCUGGUUAACUGGUUAUACAUGGCGUUGUGACCCAGUGGAUGUGUCUGAUAGCCCAAUGGCUUUAAGGAUGGUCCGAGUAGCUUGGCUGUUCCUGUUCUCUAAGUUUAUUGAACUACUUGAUACUGUUUUAUUUGUUGUGAGAAAGAAGAACGGUCAGAUCACCUUCUUGCACAUCUUUCAUCACUCUGUCCUGCCUUGCAGCUGGUGGUGGGGUGUCAAGUUUGGCCCAGGUGGUAUGGGGUCUUUCCACGCCAUGAUUAAUUCCUUGGUUCAUGUGAUUAUGUACUUCUACUAUGGACUGUCAGCUGCUGGCCCACGCUUUCAGAAAUACCUGUGGUGGAAGAAGCAUAUGACAGCCAUCCAGCUGAUCCAGUUUGUGCUGGUUUCCAUUCACAUUACCCAGUAUUACUUCAUGCCAAGCUGCGAUUAUCAAUUUCCCAUCUUCAUUCACCUCAUCUGGAUCUAUGGCACAGUUUUCUUCAUCUUGUUUUCCAAUUUCUGGUAUCAGGCAUAUACUAAAGGAAAGCGCCUCCCUAAGGGUAGCACAGUUGCCAAUGGAGCACUGCAUCAGAAUGGCAAAGCCAAGAAUGGAAAAUAUAAGGAAAAUUAGAGGCAGGCACCUUGAGACCUGUGCUGGCAGUGUGCGGAAACCUGUGCACACGAGAGGAGCAGGUGCAAAGGGGGAGAAUAUACCACAUUUUAUAAACAGAGAAACCCAGCUGUUUGUGGGCCAGUACAAACUGCUAAACUGGUUUCUGAAUGCAUCUGGGCCUUUGACCAGCCAAAUUAAGUGCCUAAAAGACUGACUGUUCAACCAAAUGAAUGAAUAACCCCAUGUCCCUCCUGCAGCUAAAGCUACUCUUUCUACAGUAUGAAGCCACUCCUGAGUCCAUGAAGAACCAGUUCACUCCUUUGGUGCAAUGGUUACUAUGAAUCUGUAAUCGCAUUAAUGUACUACCCAGUCCUCCAGCACACGGCGUACAUCUGGAUUUCUGUGCAUCACAUUCCAGUAACUCUCCUACUGGGGCUAUUUCUUCACUAAUUUUUAUUCCACACCCUUUAAUUACUGUUUUUGCACUGGUAUAGUUAUGGUCACAGGAAGGUGAAUUAGUUUAAAAUUGCAGGAAUUCUGAAAUACUUGAAUAUAGGGACAUGUGUGUCUUAUACUGUUUGGUUAUCGUGUUCCUGUCCAAAGAAGGCAACUAUAUUGUGUUAAUUUAAAUUAAUUUGCCUUAUAAAAGGAGCAUGGUUGCCUCCUUAUGUUAUUGCUUUAGCCCUUAUUCGUCGUUUAAUUUGUGUCCCAUCCACAAAAUAUCUCAUAACACUGAAGCAUCCUUGUUAUGUUUUCCCACUUAUAGAGAACCCCUUAUUGUUGUGAUCUUCAAUGUCUCCCUUGCCCUGGAAUAGGAGGAUUUAAUGUUUCUUGACACUGUUGCUUGAUCAAAUAUAUUCAUGCUGCGCUAUGUGUAUGAAUGGCAAGGAGGAUGGAGUGGUAGACAAUGGCUGAGACUCACAGAUAUAGGGACUUCGUGAAACUACCUGCAAGGCUGCCACAACCUAUUUAUAUUGUUUUGUGUAAUACUAAUAAAUGCUUAUUGCACAUUUGGAUUUAUAAGCUCUUGCAGCUACAAAUUGUUAUGGUAAAAAAAAACAACAGUCUAUCUUAUCCAAACUUUUGGCAUGGAUACCAGUGCAGCAGUAGUCUUUAUAUUGAAAUCAGACCAAAUGCUUAAUGCAGUAAAACACAUAACCGUUUAACAGUUCUAUUUUUUUAACUAUUAUUUAAAUGCUUUGUUUAUUACUAGGAUUGGAUCCAGCUGUGAGAGCAGUUUACCAUUUCAUGUUGUCUAUGCAAUGUGUAUGUCCAUACACUGUGCUUGUGCACUUUUACGUGAAACAAAAGCAAUACUGUGCAAGUAUGGGGGAAAUGAAUGGUACACUCAGAUUUGACUGCACAAGCAAUAGUACUGUACUAGGAUUUAUAUGACAAUUAGUAAGACCAUCUGUGCACCGAACCGGAAAUAUAUAUAAAACCAUUCAGCUCACCAUCAUCACUUGAACACUUUUUGUUACCAUUAGUGCUCUUCAAUUAUAAUUAACUUAAUGUUAAAAUUCUUACUUUGAAUUAAAAGUACUGAAAAUCCAGUGUCUAAAAAGGCUAGGGUGAAUAGACAGCAAGCCUAUAUUGCAGUAUGGUAAUAUCACAAAGUAAAGAAAGAGUGUAAAACAUUCCUCUGUCUUCUGUAUAAGUGGCUGCAUAUGGAAGAGAAGUUGGGGGGGGGUAAUUAAUGUGCCUUACGUGCUUAUCCUUUGCUAAAAUGUAUCAAAAAUCGCCAUAUUAAAAAUUAUUUCACCCA